GGGAAACUCUGCAUUGUUGCAUGGAAAAAAGUUCUAGUUCACAGAAAAAUAUAAUAUUCUGAAAUAUUUUAAGUAGCUGGUGAAAUAUUCUGAAAUGGGAAACGCACCAGUCAAAGAAGUGGCGCAGGCAGCUGCUGUAAAGGUCGUUGGAACAACAGAGCAGCCGGCUGAGAAACCUAAGCUCAAGCCAUGCUGUGCUUGUCCAGAAACCAAGAAAGUUCGCGAUGCAUGCAUUGUUGAGCGGGGCGAGGAGAAUUGCACUGAUUUGAUAGAAGCGCAUAAACAAUGUAUGCGAGCUCAAGGAUUCAAUAUAUAAGCAAAACAGCCAAGCUUUUCAUUCGUUUAAAUACAACAUGUAGUUAAUGAUUUAUCUUUGGCUGUCUGAAUGAGUAUCCUGGUAUUGUCGGCAAAAGUUUACUUGAGUUAGGUGAUUAUCGCUAUUAAAAUACUUUCUAUUUGUUACUAGUCUUGUUGCGUAAUCUGUAAAAAUAAUAUAAGGAAAUUGCCACUAUGAGUGCGAAUUUAAUUAAUUAAAUAACGUAAAGAGAGCAACAUAA
This is a messenger RNA of Bactrocera tryoni, 557 nucleotides long. It is a transcript of the gene Cox17, whose product is annotated as cytochrome c oxidase copper chaperone. Gene Ontology annotation, biological process: mitochondrial respiratory chain complex IV assembly. The record is from RefSeq and is a predicted model, not a curated record. Gene Ontology annotation, cellular component: mitochondrial intermembrane space. The transcript is spliced from 3 exons. Gene Ontology annotation, molecular function: copper chaperone activity; copper ion binding. The coding region runs from base 95 to 316 and encodes 73 amino acids. Lineage: Eukaryota; Metazoa; Arthropoda; Insecta; Diptera; Tephritidae.